AUCAAUGAACUGAGCCAUGUUCAAAUCCCUGUUAUGUUGAUGCCAGAUGAUUUCAAAGCAUACUCAAAGAUAAAGGUGGACAAUCACCUUUUCAACAAAGAAAACAUGCCAAGUCAUUUCAAAUUUAAGGAAUAUUGUCCAAUGGUUUUCCGUAAUCUAAGAGAGAGGUUUGGAAUUGAUGAUCAAGACUUUCAGAACUCAUUGACAAGAAGCGCACCCCUUGCCAAUGAUUCCCAAGCACGCAGUGGUGCCCGCUUUCAUACGUCUUACGACAAAAGAUAUAUCAUCAAAACUAUAACAAGUGAAGAUGUAGCAGAAAUGCACAACAUACUGAAGAAAUACCAUCAG
Merops nubicus (carmine bee-eater) is the source of this 348-nucleotide messenger RNA. RefSeq names its product phosphatidylinositol 5-phosphate 4-kinase type-2 alpha-like. Gene Ontology annotation, biological process: phosphatidylinositol metabolic process. Gene Ontology annotation, molecular function: phosphatidylinositol kinase activity. The record is from RefSeq and is a predicted model, not a curated record. The transcript has 3 exons. Lineage: Eukaryota; Metazoa; Chordata; Aves; Coraciiformes; Meropidae. The annotation marks the transcript as partial.